This is a messenger RNA of Xiphophorus maculatus (southern platyfish), 1223 nucleotides long. RefSeq names its product N-acetyllactosaminide beta-1,3-N-acetylglucosaminyltransferase 3-like. Gene Ontology annotation, molecular function: hexosyltransferase activity. The record is from RefSeq and is a predicted model, not a curated record. Bases 19 to 1203 code for a protein of 394 amino acids. Lineage: Eukaryota; Metazoa; Chordata; Actinopteri; Cyprinodontiformes; Poeciliidae. The transcript is spliced from 2 exons. Gene Ontology annotation, cellular component: membrane.
CUGACUGAGACCUACUGAAUGACUUACAGUUCUACCAAAAUGCUCGGGUUUUGUAAAAGACUAUUUCAGAGAGGAGUCUUUGAAGUAACCUCUGUGAUGGUGGGAACUUUUCUACUGGUCACUUUGUUUUACUAUUCUGAUCAUUUCUCCACCUCAGACCACAAAUUUCAAAUUGAUAUCGGAAACUAUGAGCAUCACAUGCUGUCCUCAGUCAGAGAAUCCCCCAAAAUUGACCCCUCACCAAAAUGUGAAAGAAAUAUAUCUGUUGAACAGCUCCCGAACUUCAUCUCACUUCCUACUAACAUUAAAGACCUCCUCUACUACCGUCACUGCCGACAUUUUCCCAUGCUGCUUGACAUCCCCAACAAGUGUGGUGGAACCAAUGCAUCAUCUGACGUCUUCCUUCUACUGGUCAUCAAAAGUUCUGCCGUGAACUAUGACCGCAGAGAAGUGCUGCGCAAGACUUGGGCCAAGGAGAGACUGUCUAACGGCGUGUGGAUCCGAAGGAUCUUCAUCUCAGGAACGAUGGGCACGGGUCAUGAGACGAAGAGACUAAACCAACUCCUCAAGCUGGAGCAAAGCAAGUACAACGACAUAAUCCAGUGGGAUUUCAAGGACACGUUUUACAACCUCACGUUGAAACAAAUGCUCUUUUUGGAGUGGAUGGAGAGAAACUGCCCACGUGCCAACUUCCUGUUCAACGGUGACGAUGAUGUCUUUGCCAACACAGACAACAUGGUUCUGUAUCUCCAAAACUUUGAACGCAAAGGUGGAAGGAAGCACCUGUUUGCAGGCCAUCUGAUCUACAACGUGGGACCCAUCCGUUCUCCACAGAGUAAAUACUAUGUUCCAGAGCAGCUCUAUGAGUCCAAGUUAUACCCUGCUUACUGUGGUGGUGGGGGAUUCCUUUUGUCUGGCUACACAGCUUCGGUCAUUUACGCCAAUUCACACUCCAUCCCCAUUCUUCCGAUUGACGACGUUUACAUGGGGAUGUGUCUGGCUCAGGCAGGGUUAAAACCGGAGCAUCAUCUUGGCGUGAGAACAGCUGGACUGCAUGUUCCUGGCAAGAAUGUUGAUGAGCUUGAUCCUUGUUUCUUUAAAGAAAUGCUUCUUGUGCACAGAAUGCUGUCAGGAGAGAUGUAUACUCUGUGGCACAGAAUUCAUGAUCCAGACCUUCGGUGUCCCCCUCUCAAUUCCAGAUAGUAAACUGGAUGUUUUCUUGU